UCGAGUUACCGACUCGAUGCAGCGCGGUGGCACAUUCCAGAUACCGUUACGCUUAAGCUUUCAGUCUACGUCGAGUUGGCCACGUGCACGGACACGUCGAGUCGAUUCGAGCGGUUCGCGUGCCCCAAUCACGUCCAAGAAACAACAGAGAAACAGCAUAACAAAAACAUCGCGUUCGCGGUUCGUCCACAAAAACCAAAUAAAACUCUAGUGAAAAGCGCCUCUCAGGAUAUAACUUUGGAUAAUUCAAAUAAAAGUUAUAUUUUUGGUUAAAAUAAUUUCGUUUUUGUUGUAAUUUUUUGUCUGUGGAAAUUCGAGUGUGUGAAAAGUGUACCAAUGUGCCGGCUGGGGAGAAAUGCGCGCCAAAAAUUAAUAAAUAUACUUCGAGAAAUGUAAUAGCAACAUUUCAAAGGAAUCUGAACAACAGAAAAAAAUAAUCCGUUGACUCAAUUCGAAUUCAAGCUGGAAAAUCAUAGAAAUUCAAUAGAAACAAACAAAUAUAUUAACCAUUCGAUCAACAACAUGGCGUAUGAUUAACAUACGCAUAUUUUGUUUGCCGGGAUUCCUGUGUUACGUGUGGAGGCGGACGGCUCGCUUGCUGAGGAGUGAAGGAGAGGGAGACGGCAAUAAGACUGAAGCUGGCAAAUCCUCACACAAAAUGCGUCGAAGAAGCAGCAGCGACAGCGACAGCGGCAGCUGUCUUAUCAGCAAGAAACAACAACAACAGCUGGAGAGGAAGGAGGACCAGCAGACUCGGGCAGAGCAGCGACCGCGACCGCGUCAGCAGGAGCAGCAGCAGCAGCCGCAGGCAGAGAAAGAGCAACGAAAGAAGCAGCAACAAAAUCAACGGUUAAUCCCGGGCCCCCGCUGCCCGCUGCUGCUGCUGCUGCUAAUGCUGCUAAUUGUUGGCGAGGCAGUUUACGCAGUUGCGGGCAGUGGGGCAGUGACAAAUCGCUCGGCAGCCACCCAAUCAUUGACACUAUCGCAGAGCUACCACCAAGACAAUGCCACCAGUAGUCCAGGAGGCCACCCCACGACAAGCUCAUCCACAGCCAAUGCAUUUGCCCAGCAGGAGGAUGCUGUGCUGGUGGACGAGGAGCCGCAUGCACUGACCAUUUCUCGACCACCGCGGGCGGGUCGCAGCGAGCGGCAGGCGAUGGAGGAGGAUCAAGUGGACCGCUGCCGGCUCUUCGUCGAGGGAGACCCCACCAAGAACGAGCUGUACAGCCCCGAGUAUCCCAAUCUGUAUCCGAAGAACAUCAACUGCACGCGAGUGAUAACAGCGCCGAAGGGACAAAUCAUACGCCUGGACUUUCGCAACUCGUUUAAUAUCGAGGCCAAGGAGGAGUGCAAAUUUGAUUUUCUCGAAAUACGCGACGGACAGUACGGCUUCUCCACGCUGAUUGGCAAGUACUGUGGCACCGAUUUCCCCCCGGAAAUCACCUCCAAGGAGCGCUAUCUGUGGUUGCACUUUCACUCGGACGAGACCAUCGAGUACACCGGCUUCAGUGCCGUUUACGAGUACCUCGAUCGGAACCGCGAGGCCCCCAGCACCGACCUCAACUGCACCAUCGAGAAGGAUGGCUACGAGGGGUUCAUCAACUCCACGGAUGUUCCGGCGGACAUUAGGGAGCAGGUCAUCCGCAACAAGAUAGCCCUGGACUGCAUUUGGCGCAUUCAGGUCAAAGAGAACUGGAAGAUUUUCCUCAAAUUUUUGGACUUUAAGCUGAGCAAGCCGAACGAUUGCGAGACAAACUUUCUGGACAUAUUCCCCGAGCAAACAGUGAUGCCAUUGAGGGUGAAAAACUUUUGCGGGUCGGCGGGCGAGAGCAUUACGGCGGAAUCAAACAUUUUGCACUUGCGUUUCUACGCAGAUCAAAUCGCUAUCAAUUCGACAUUCGGCAUUCUGUACACCGCGUUUCGGGACCGUGGAGCUGCCUGCACCGAGGACGAAUACGAUUGCGAGGACGCGACCUGCAUAUCAAAGGAUUUGGAAUGUAAUGGCCUAGACAAUUGUAAAUUUCGAUGGGAUGAGGAGAGCUGUACGGGCGAAACGGCUGGUCAAUCGGAGCAUGUGGUAAUCAUUGUGAUUGUGUUUGGCCUGAUACUUGGCGGAAUGGUCAUUACGUUCAUCGUCAAUUGCAUACGCAAGAUAAUACGUGAUCAGAAGAUAAUUCGCGAACACAUCCGGGAGUCGAAGGAGAGCAAACUGGACGAGAUGGGUCGCAAUUCAAAGGCGCGUUCGCGCGAGAACAUAUCAAGGCAAAAGCAUUCGCAGACCUCACUGCAAAUACUGGAUGAUGUCUCGAACCGCUACUAUCGAGAGGCAGUGCCCAUAUCGACACAGUCGAGCAAAGCCGAUUUCAAGGAGAAGGAGCACAGCAUUCUGCGACGCCACCCGGACAUGACCCAAACGAGUCUAUGCGGCAUUGGGGUUGGGGUUGGCAUUGGCGAUGAUGGUGAGUCGAGCUCGACCACAACGGCCACGCACACGCACGAGAUGAUGACAAAGGCGGCCAUGUCGGCGGCACCAGUUAAUGCCUGCGAUAUGGGCUGUCAAACGAGGGAAUCACUGUUCGUCAACAGCCCCGGAAUCGGACCCGGGGCGGGUUCUGGUGUUGGCUUUGGUGUUGGAGGCGGCGGCGGCGGCGGCGGCGGCGGGGGCAUCGGCAUUGCCACGCUAAUGAGACAAAAGUCCAGCUCGUCCUCGCUGGGUGGUGGCAGCGUUGCGGGCGGUAUGAUGCCGCCGCCUCCACCACGGUUUUUCUCCACUUUCGGCUACGAGCCGGCGCCCCACGGCCAAGGAUCACCCUCGCUGCCGCAGUCCACUCCGCCACCGCCGGUGGUGGGGACACUGACACGACGCAGCAUGCAGCAUCAGCAACAGCAGCAGCAACAGCAGCAGAUGCAGCAGCAAAUGCAUCCCGAGUCGCUUGAGCUGGAGGAGCGACAUAGCGGCCGUUCGCAUUACGGCGGUCUUAUGGUGACCUCAACAGCCAAGCAGCCACAGGAGAUCUGUCACCACCACCACCAGCACCAGCAGCAACAACAACAUCAUCCACAACUCCAGCAGCAACAGCAACAUCAACAGCAACAUCAACAGCAGCAGCAACAGCGCAUGCAUCAUGCACAUCCUGCCCAUCAGCAUCCACCAAGCAUUGCAGCGCGAAUCCCAGCCAUGGGCCUUCAGAAGGGACAUGGGCAGGGCCAGGGCCAGGGCCAGGGACUGGGACAUGGCCAGGGAAUGGGUCUGGGGCCGGGUCAGACAACGAUCCUGCCCGGCAAGCAACAGCAGCAGCAGCAGCAAAAGAACGAGGAGUCCAAAGUAUUCAUCGACAUACGGAAUUCAGCGCCAGACGUGAUUAUCAUGACGUCCCAUUGACAUUUAAGGAUUGCCCGCCAAUCAACAAGAACAACACCAGCAGUAAAAGAGACUGCAACAGCAACAGCAACUGCAACAACGACCAAGAGGAACCACGGGGAGGGGAGCAGCAAGUGGACAUUGGCCAACAUAUUAACCGCAGCGACGCUGAUGACACAACACGGACAUGAAGGCGGCAACUCGCAAUCAGCCGGGGGCAGGUCCUGGUCCUGUGCCUCCUCCUCUUUCAGCACCACCUCCUGCACACAUCCUGUUUGCAUGCUGUGGCACUUUAUUUUUCCGUUCAUUUUCUCGUCUCUCUGUCUUUAAAGUCAGGUGAAUGGGUUCUUUAAGUCAGUUUUUGGAUGGAUGCUCCAGGACUGCAUCAAAAUUUUAAUUCAAUUUGGAACUGGUGUGGUUAUAAACUGGAGCCACGUGAAAUUUGUAUUAUUAAGAAAUGUAAUUUAUUUUUUUUUUAUGUGGAAAGGACAUCGGUCAUGGUCACAAGAAUUGUUUCGUCAAUGGUUUGGAAUCGGUAUAAGAAUUAGUUGCGAAUAAGUUAAGAGAAGUAUCUUGAUAGGUUAUUGGUUACUAGUCGAUUGUAUAAUGGUUUUUAAUCUGAUAUUAAUCUAAGACCUUAGUUUCACCUUUAAUUGGAUUUUCAACGGUUCAGAAUCGGAAUAAUAUAAGUUCGAAUUAGUGAAACCCAUCCAUAAUCAGCUACAACUUGGCUGCACCCGGCUCAGAAUCGGUGUAAUAAUUUUUGAAUCGGUUUAAACAACAGGGUUGAAAAAUGUCACGCCUUCGGGGAUUCCGAAUUAAUCAGGAUCCUUCACUGAAUUGUUCUAAAACUGAGUUACGAAUUGAAUAGUCAUUUAAAAUCUGUACAGGCUUAGGGCACAACUGAACAAGCAAGCCACAAAUGUCAAUGGCCCCAAUGAGAAGAAGAAGGGAAAGGGAAAGCGAAAGGGAAAGGACAGUGCAGGCAGCGCGGUGAUUGCGAGCUAGCUGGACGACAAAUGGAAGAUGUGUUAGUCCGUUGGGCAGGCCCAGCCCCUUUGCAAUUGAAUUUCCGGCUAGAGCUGUUCUCGUUGUUGCCGGCGGACCGCAAUCGAAGGCAACAUGGCUGGACAUGGUCCGGCCUAGGCAGAAGACGGACGGAAGCUUUCUGUGGAAAACAAUGAGGAUGCAUCCUCAGCACAGAGCUAGGUGGGUGAUGAGUGGGCGAAUGAAUGACGCUGAAUGGCACUGGGAAGAGAGCAGACACUAAACAGACAACGUGGCGUAUGAGCAACAUGUCCCGGAAUAUUGUUAUCGGACUCCGCCUCUGCACCGUUUGCGACAUGUCCGUGGACCUGGUCCUGGGUCCCUCCGCCUUUUGCAACUCCGCCAGGAACAGAACAGAAACUUCUUCAUUUACAUGCAUUACGUACGUGGUCCAUUUCCACGAGGAGGAUGUCGCGACCAGAGAGUCCAUCCAUCACAGGCACGUGCUCUCUCAGUCGGUGUCUCUGUCUCUGUUUCUGCCAGUGUCUCGGUCUCGGUCUCGGUCUCGGUCUGGUUAUGGUUCUGCCACCGGUCCUCGUUCUGGUGCUGGUCCUUGUCCCUUUCCCGGUCCUCAGGCUCGGACUCGGACUGUGACUGCAACUCCUGACAUGAGCAGCGAAGCAAUUUGCGUGAAGAUAGUUUUUUAAGUGAUUUUGAAGCGUCCCCUUCGCUUUCUCUCUCCCUCGCUUUUAGUUUACCCCAUGUCCCUUGCCACUCUAAAUGAUUUUAUGAAAUUAAUUUGUGUCCUCUGCUGCAAAGAGUACAUCAAAAGCCAACCACAUUUGUGGUUGCAGAAUGGAGGUUGGGGUCGGGACUGGAGUCACUUUUAAGGCAGCCAUGCAGCAAUCUCUUACCUCAUCUGGCAUCCAAAUCCUUUUCAAUUAGAUAAAUUAGCCGACCACAGAUUUGUCCACUUGAUGUGUGUCCCGGAGAAUUUUCUUUUUCCUCCCCCGUGCCCCCCGUGCCCGCCAUGCCACCUGUGCUGGUUGUGUCAAUUCCGGGGACAUGUCGGGGGGCCCUCGAAUCUGUCAUUCCACAAUUAGCAUGUUCCCCGUAAAUAGGUUGACGGUGGGGCUGGUGUUGGGGACUUAGGGCAGUGGGGUCUAAGUGCGGGAUGAGCCCCAUGGGUUGAGCGGUUUCGAUGGUGUAAAUAUUGUCACAGCUGUGCGGAUGGGAGGAUGCAUAGGGCCAAAAACAAAGAGGGGAUGGGGAUGGCGGGAGUUGGGAGCUGGGAGUUGGGCAAAAAAUAAAGAUGACAAUGACAAUGAGUGGGCGGGGACCUGGGAGGUGGGAAAUCCAUUUGAUUGAUUGAAUUUAAAGAGCAGCGACAGCUACGUGCCAUGUCGAGGAGGUGGAACAGCGACGGAUGGCUCAUGAUGAUGAUGAGGAUGCUGAUGCUGGAUGCUGGAUGCUGGAUGGUGAUUGUGAUGACGGUGCCGAUGGUGCAGCGUUGCAAUUUCCUUUCUCUUUGCGAAAGUUCAAAUCAUUAGAUUGAUUAAAGCACACCAGGGAAUGAGUGGGAAGAGGAGAGGUGAAACUGUCUUAGACCGGACCUUUAUCAACCUGAGCAGGGAACCAGCUAAAAGCCACUGCAAAAUUCAUUCAUGAAAAUGCCAAAAAAGUCUCGGAAAACUUUGCCCAAUGACCAGCCCAAAAAUGUUUCUUCAUCUUUUGUGUGGUGUCAGAAAGAAACCAACUUUUACCAUCAGAGUCAUUCAUUAGCCAUAAUUUGGGGCCAAAGACGUCAUAGGUUUUCCCUGUUGCUCCGAUACAUAUACACACAUACAACUGAAGAAUAACGUAGUUCAUUGUGUCAUAUCUUUUUUUGUUAAGCUUUUUAUAUGUAAUUGUUAAAUGAUUUUUGUAUUUGUUUUGUUAUAACCCUGAGAACCAUUGAACUCCUUUUCUAGCUACAAUUUAAGAACGGAAUCUAGCGAUUUUACUAAAGAAAUGUUGAAAAUAAGAGAAGCAAAAAACAACCAAAAAAAAAAAAAAAAAAAAUGGAAAAAAAAAGGGAAAAGGAAAAGUGAAAAAAACUAUUUGUACUAUAAGUCAGCAUUGCGUAGAUUAAGUAAAUGUAUGAUAUUUUUUUUUUUUUAUAAAUAAAUAUAUACACAUAAAUACUAAAAGUAUCAAAGGAAAAACUACAGAGAACAAAAGAGGAAUAUUGCAAACUUGUAUGGUUUUUUUUUUUGUCUGGUUUUAUUUAAACGACUGCAGAAUUGUAAUUGUAAAUUGUCGAGCGACAAAAAAAGUUAUACACAUAAGAACAUUAAAAUAAAUAGUAAAAGAAAAACAAAACAAGAGCGAAAUGGAAGAGCGUACAUACAUAGAUUAAAACGGAUAUGGUGGAUAUGUGUGUGCGUGACUACAAGUACGAGUAUCUAUGUGUUUGAGUGUGUAAAAUAUAUCGAAAUGCGAUCGAAUAAAAUUUCAUCUGUGGAUAUGUGAACAAUGG
Drosophila miranda is the source of this 6866-nucleotide messenger RNA. RefSeq lists its product as uncharacterized. Gene Ontology annotation, molecular function: protein binding. Lineage: Eukaryota; Metazoa; Arthropoda; Insecta; Diptera; Drosophilidae. The record is from RefSeq and is a predicted model, not a curated record. The coding region runs from base 530 to 3382 and encodes 950 amino acids. The transcript is spliced from 13 exons.